AUGUCUCUCUGCUCCCCUCUAAAGAUCCUCCCGGGAGCUUCAUCAUCAUCUUCUUCCUCUACUGCUUCUUCACAAAUCCGCCCACCCUCUCUCAGUCUCUCUGCUUCACUUUCGGAGGAGCUCAGAGUGGAAGAAUGCGGCUCUCCUCGGGUGGGAGCAAAGGAAAGCUCUUUCUAUUGCACUGAGCAACCAGCACAGAGCAGCUACUCCCGUGAAGACAAGCUAUGUUUAUUGCUACACUAG
Molecule: messenger RNA, 243 nt
Organism: Caenorhabditis elegans
Lineage: Eukaryota; Metazoa; Nematoda; Chromadorea; Rhabditida; Rhabditidae
Gene: ZC477.4
Exons: 1
Coding region: 1-243 (80 amino acids)
Source: RefSeq, marked reviewed